This is a messenger RNA of Geodia barretti, 1699 nucleotides long. Lineage: Eukaryota; Metazoa; Porifera; Demospongiae; Tetractinellida; Geodiidae. The record is from the annotation of a GenBank genome assembly.
GAGUGCCUUUCUCUCAGUUUGGGCUGUGACUGAAUGUGUGGUGAUGAAAGACCCAUUUCAGCCGGAAACUUUGAAAAGAAACAGGGGGUUCGGUUUUGUCAAUUCGAAGAUCCGGCUGCAAGUGGAUCGCGUCGUGAAUCCACAACCACUCACCCCCUGGACGAAAAGACGAUUGACCCCAAAAGACUCAGAAGAAUCGCAGGGUGUAAAGGACACAGACAAGAAGGUCUUCAUUGGAGGGCUGGCCAGUACAACAACUGAAGAGCAGGUCAAGGACUACUUCAACACGCAGUAUGGCGGAGUGGUCGAAGUUGUGUUCAAAAUGGACGGCAAAACGCAGCGAAAAAGAGGUCAGUAAUGUUAAAAGAAAACGUGUUUUUCCUCCACCUCACUAUUGCUAUAUAUACUGUGUAGCUUUAUCUGUGGGCAUACUAAAGUAUUUUCAUGAGUGACCCACUGUCCAAAAUUAACAUGAAAUGCAAAAAUCGCCUCCACCACACAUCUUUAGGUUUGAAAAACGCUCAGAUAUGUCGGCCGUAGAAGAGUAUUGUAUCAUUAGCUGUUAACAUGUUUACUAACUUUACCUAAGAUUAUGUACUUGUCUCCCAACCAUGCCUACAUACAUGUACCUACCUACGUCAUCUACCUACUCCCCACCUACCUACUGUACCUAUGACGACCGUACCCAUGGCUACCGUAUCUAUGGCAACCGCGCCCAUGGUGACGACACCUACAGGGUUUGGAUUUGUUGUAUUCGAGUCGGUUGAAUACGUGGCAAAGGUGUUGCAGGUCCAGUAUCACGAAAUCGACGGCAAAAAGGUUUUGAAGUAAUCCUACAAUCACACAGCACACACACACACCAUCAUUUUUGAAUUAAUGUGUGUUGAUAUUAAUAAAAUUGUACACCAUCUUGACCUCUCUAUCCAUUGUAGUAGUAGACGUGUCAAACACACUGUAACCGGUUUUCUGUUGGUGCUCAAUCUUUCUACCUCUCUUACCACCUCUCUCUCUCUUUCCACAUCCUCUUUCCCUACCUUCUCUCUCUCUCUCUCUCUAUCUCUCUCUCUCCUGAAGGUCGAAACUAAGAAGGCUGAACCACGAAGCAACACAGCUAGUGCAAUGCGAUUGAAUCCAACUAUGGGCUUCUUUCCUGGGCCAUACGGAGGACCUGACUAUUCAGGAGGCAAUGGUCACUAUGGAGGACAGUGGGGACCAGCUGCCAAUCAGCAAUACUACAGCACAACUUACCCUACUCCUCAUCCAGGCUAUGGACCUCAGUACAGUACCGGAGGGAGCUACCCGUAUGACCACUCUGGCUAUCCUCGAACUCAGACCUCAGCUGGAGACAGACCGGCUGACCCUCACCAGUCCUACUACCAGACACAACACACCUACGGUCAGCAGCAGCCAGGAGUAGGAGGAGGAGCAGGGGUAGGGGGAUACGGUCAUGAAAAUGGAGGAUACAACUCGCAGGGAAGGGGAGGAUUUUCUGGAGGAGGCCAUGGCGGAUACAGGCAGCAUUCUGGAGGCUAUGGAAGAGGAGGUGGAGGUGCUAUGCAGCAGCAACAGCAGCAAUAUUGUACUACUGGCACCUACCAUCACUAAUCAUGUGAUGAAUGAAGCCACACUCAACCGGUUGCUACUAGAAACAAUCUCCCGACCCAAUGCUAUUCCCUAUUUCUCGUGACAAAAUAUUUUU